Messenger RNA from Eutrema salsugineum, 675 nucleotides. RefSeq names its product cytochrome b5. Bases 54 to 461 code for a protein of 135 amino acids. Gene Ontology annotation, cellular component: membrane; intracellular membrane-bounded organelle. The record is from RefSeq and is a predicted model, not a curated record. Gene Ontology annotation, molecular function: heme binding. NCBI's taxonomy places the organism in Eukaryota, Viridiplantae, Streptophyta, Magnoliopsida, Brassicales, Brassicaceae. The transcript has 3 exons.
GAGAAAAACAAAAAAAAAGAAAAUUGCAAGGCUCGCAGCUCGUAGCAGAAAAAAUGCCGACUCUCACAAAGCUGUACUCCAUGGAAGAAGCCGCAACUCACAACAAGCAAGAUGACUGCUGGGUCGUCAUCGACGGAAAGGUCUAUGAUGUAACCUCUUAUAUGGAUGAGCACCCUGGGGGAGAUGAUGUGCUUCUUGCUGUCACCGGCAAAGAUGCAACAGAUGAAUUCGAAGACGCAGGGCAUAGCAAAACCGCUAUCGAACUCAUGGAGAAGUAUUUCAUUGGCGAGCUAGACGAAGCUUCUGCACCGAAAAUGCCAGAGCUUAAGAUCUACAAGAUUGAUCAGCCAAAAGACUCUGUUCAAAAGCUUGUCGAUUUGACAAAGCAGUAUUGGGUUGUUCCUGUUUCCAUUAUCACCAUCUCUGUUGCGGUGAGCGUCCUCUUCUCUCGCAAGAAUUAAGUCUCUUUUUUCCCAGGAGAGAAGAGCUCUGAAAUAUUGAAUUGUUGGGGAAUCAACUUUCCACACGAGAAUUCCCCAUUAUAGAUUUUUUUUUUUUUUUUUGAAUAACAGAAAAGAUAGAUCAAUAUUGUUUUUCACCUUUUCAUCCCGAGGGAUUCAGAUUUUGAGUUGGGAUAUGUUUCAAUGCACAAAUUAAUGAUAUGAUUACUGGAUG